This is a messenger RNA of Trichobilharzia szidati, 6589 nucleotides long. The record is from the annotation of a GenBank genome assembly. NCBI's taxonomy places the organism in Eukaryota, Metazoa, Platyhelminthes, Trematoda, Strigeidida, Schistosomatidae.
UGUUGUCCUCUUGUAAUUUCUGACAUUUUAGUUGUAAAUCCUUUCGAAUUUAAUGUCGACUUUCUUAAUUUCCCCUUGGUUACUUCUUGGGCAAUCACCAUUUUAAAAUAUUUCAAAGUACAGUAUGUAGCACAUUACAGGUUAUAUUGAGAUGCAGUCAGUAUUCUGUAUUAUAGAAACUGCGUCUUCGCACAUCAUUUACGUUGACUAUUUUACCUACCAAAUGUUUGUGUAUCAGUGAUUUUCCAAAACUGAAUAUUAAUGAAUCAAUAAUUAAAAUUUACUGUCCUUCCUCCACAUUUUGAGUGUUUGCAUAAUGAAUUCACUUAACACCUGAAUGCUUGUUUGCUAGGCAGUGAACCAUAUCUAGAGUGUAUCAAGGUUUUGGUAAUACCUAUCAAAUCCUGGUAGGCAGAAAGUUAUUCGUAUGUUCAGUAUGUUGAUUGAAAGUUGUCUUCUUAGUCCAGUUAAUUAUCGCUCUACAUUUAAUGACUAAAAAAAUUUCGAAAUGAAUUACUUUUAUAUUACUAUUAUCGUCACUGCUAUUAUUACUUAGGCGAAAUGUUGACUGUUUACUGUUUCAUACAUCGUAAAAUAUUAGAGUAAAACAGAAUACUAAGCUAGAUAUUUUUUUUUUCUAUGAAGAGAAUGCUAAUGAAUUCUAAAGUCCAAAUUAAAGUGUAUUAUAUAUAUUAAAACUAAACUCAUUUGCUAGUUCACAUUGAUUUCUAAUGCAUCAUUGAUAAUCACAUGUAUGAUUUUGUAACAAAUAUUUAACCUGGCAGAAAUAACUAUUGCUUUGAAGAAAUAUUUAUUUGCACUAAUUGUGUAGUUACAUUGAACCCCACUAAGUUCUAGGAAAAUACGAAGCGAAAUCCCUUAACCUUUUUGUGCACAAUGAAAUCAACGAAAGAAUGUGUUGAAACAGUCAUAUAUAUUUAUAAAUAUCCAGAUCGUAAAUGUUACGAAUUUCGUGGAAUGUUCAGAGAAAUCUUGUUUUGAUUUGUUUUUUAAACACAUUGAGAUUAUUUUAAGUAAUUCUACAAUGAGUUAUAGUAUUUAUUUCCGUCAUGUAAUCAUUUUCAUUACCUCUAUUACGUAAUGAUGUUUCUCACUUUUAUUUUUACUUUCCCAGUUGAAUUCAUUCAUGCCUAGUAUGAAGAGAUCUAGUUAACACAAGUCUUAAUUAGCGAUGGGUAAUCAGCUGACUGGAUUAUCACCUUCACCAGUUGUCAAUGUUGAAGAUUAUUUAUCCGAAUUGUCUGGUCUAGUUCGAUUUGAAGAAGAGUUAUGCGGUUCAAGACUGUUUAAAGUAGCCAAAAUAAAGUGUAUUGAUGGUGAUAAUCCCCGUUCACUUGUAGUCAAAAUAUUCCCCAAUCCAAAUGUAUCUCAGUUGUUAUGGCGUUAUCAAACUGUUAUGCAGCCUUACUGUCAUCGUAUUAAUUCUGGCUACAAUUUACUUUUUUUCAGCACAUCAUAUGUAACUGAACGUUGUGGAGUCCUAAUCAGAGACUUUAUUGAUCAGUCACUAGCUGAUCGUCUAUGCACACGACCAUUCUUGUGUAUUGAAGAUAAACGUUGGAUUGCUUAUCAACUGUUAUGCGCUGUUGACCAAUUACAUAGCUCUUCAUCUAAAUCAUAUGGUGCAAACACUAGGACUAGUCAUUCAUGUCUUUGUCAUGGGGAUAUCAAGGCGGAAAAUGUACUGAUUACCUCUUGGGGAUGGGUAUUGUUGGCUGAUCCAGCGCCAUUUAAGCCAGUUUGGUUACCAUCUGAUAAUCCCAGUGAAUUUACACAUUUUUUUGAUUCAUCGCGUCGUCGUGUUUGUUAUUUAGCUCCAGAGCGUUUUGUUGAAGUACAGAAUUGUGGAACAACAACAGCAACAACUUCUGCUACCAGUGAUGCUGCUAUUGGUGUUGAAGCCUCAGUGUUAGAUAUGAGUACUCCACUGACCAUUAUACCAGAUAAUCAAUCAGAAGAAGGAGAAGAAGCAAAUGCGUACUCUGAAGAAUCAAAAAACCAACCAAGUUUAACAAUAAGUGAUAUUGGUAAUGUUAUUACGAAGUCAACUACAGAAAAUGACUUAAAUAAAUUAAACAGAGAAAACACUACUGAUGCAUUAGAUACACAACUUUCCUUCGAUGCUUCUGAUAUAACUAAUAAUAAUAGUAGUAACAAUAAUAAUAAUAAUAAUAACAACAACAACUUCGUAAAAAGUGAAUCAUCCUAUGUUGUCGAGAAUUCAAGUGAUAUUUUAACCCAACUCAGUAUGACUUCAUCACCUUCAUUGAUAUUGAAUACAGACGAUUGUGAUUUACAAAAUUCCAAUGAUGAAGUUGAUUUAAAACAUCGGACAAAGUAUAUUGCAUCAAAUUUACCUGAGCUGAACUGUCAUUUAACACCUAGUAUGGAUCUGUUUUCUAUCGGAUGUGUCCUGUUAGAAUUAUUCACUGAUGGAUCAAUAGCUUUCACAUUAGCUGAUUUAUUGGCAUAUCGACGUAAUGAUCAAAGUCGUUUAUUGAAACUUCUGGAACAAGUUCCAUGCGAACAUGCUAAAUCUCUGAUCUAUACACUGCUGUCAUUGGGUAAAGAAGGACGCCAUACAGCUGCUGAACAUUUGAAGCAACAAAGAGGAAAAACUUUCCCAAGUGUCUUUUAUACACACUUGUCACCAUAUCUUCGAAAUUUUUUGAAUCCAGUAUUAAACUGUCCUGACUCAAGAAUAUCAUUUCUUAGACUAACUCUGACAAACUUCCUUCAACAAGUUGCUGACACAGGAUCAGAGAAUUUAAGCACAGUGUCAGUUAUUUUGUGUAAUCUUAUUAUCAGUGCUCUACGACCUACAUCGUAUAGUCAAACUACACAAACUCCAAUCACAGCUGCUGAACUACCAAUUUUAACACAAGUUAAUAAAAUCAGUGUUGAUCCUUUCAGUGCAGUACGAAGCAAUUUGAAUACAUCCACGGUAUAUCAGAAAACUCAGUCAAAUCGUUUAAGUGAAACGGGUAAAGUGAAUGCAUUGAUAUGCCUUUUGGAGAUAGCAUCAUAUAUGCAGCCUAGUUUACUUAUGGAUCGUAUCAUACCUUAUUGUAUGGAAUUGACGACAACAUCGCAUUCUGGUGAAGUUCGAAGUCUAGCUGUUGAUUCUCUAACGCAUAUUUUUAAAUUGGUUACAAAAAAGUGUGAAAAUCUCACAGAGUAUACAUCGUUUUUAGAAGAGACAUUUUUAACAGAAUAUCUUUUCCCGAAUUUAUCGCCUCUCAGUAUGGAUCCGAAACCGGAAGUACGAUUAACGCUAGCUCGAUGUCUGCCUACCUUGGCAACAUGUUCUUUAACGUUUCUUAAUAUUAUAUCAAAGAUGCGUGCUGAGUCGACAGAUGUCAAACAUAAAUCUCCUGAUUUUGUACAUGACUAUCAAAGUGAUCAAAAAACACUGGACAUUCAUUUAUCUAUAUUAAAAUCAUGUAUACAAGAGAGAUUAGUUGCACUAUUCUCAGACACCGAUCCAAAUGUUCGUCUAGGACUGAUGAAUACGCAUAGUCUAUCGUCUUUAGCAUCAUUCUUUGGUCGUUCACGUACAAAUGGAACACUUUUAUCGCAUAUGAUCACAUAUUUAAAUGAUAAAGUUAAACCUGAACUAAGGGCAGCCUUUUUUCGACAAGUUUCUCCAUUGGCUACAUUAAUUGGAGCUCAGUCGGUUACCAUUCUUCGAUCAUUACUUGAACAAGGUCUUAUUGAUCCAGAUGAUAUGGUUAUUGAGGAGUGCCUAAAAUGUUUGAUUAAUCUAUUACGUCGACGACUGCUUAGCGCGCCUAUAGCUGUUUCAUUUUUAACUAGUGCUCUUGCUUUAACUGCACAUCCAUCGUUACGUAUUCGUCAGGCAUGUAUUGCUUACAUUACAACAUUUGCUCGGCUUGCUGUCAACUUCUCUGAAAAAUCACAAUCACGAAUUAUGAGUCAAGAAGAAGAUACGGAGCCUAUGAUACAUCAUUUUUGGCCAGGUAUUUGUAGCCCUGCCAGUAUUUAUGCACGUUUAGUAAACAGUGAAGUCAAGAAAACGGUCUUUCGACGACCUGUACACUUUUGUUUUACAAAUGAUGCAGUACUAUUGAAUAGUUUACAUCCACCAAUUAGUCGAAAUGUUUUAGAAGCUUUGGUAUUCAUGUCCUACUCAUCAUCGAAUAGUGUGAAUCCACCAACCUCAGUUGAUUUGCAAUUACGCGUAGAUAAAUUAGGCCAAAUUUUAAAGUUAUUCCAAGAAAGAAAAUCUUCACGUGCUAUUACACGGAGUGGAGAAACACCUUGUUACACUUCACCAUAUGAUGAAUUUAUUGACUCAUUGAUUUUAAAAUUGAAGUCUUUGGGACUUACAGAGCUGAUGGAAUCACAAUUUGUAAAUUUAUCUAAUUAUAUUUUAAAUUUAUGUCGAAAUGGUCGACCUCAAAAUAUUUUUCAUUCGUCUAAUCCAAAAGUGAAUCGUAUAUUUCCGAAAUAUAGAAUCUAUCCUUUUGAAAACUGGGGUAAAAAGCUUUUAAGUUCAAAACCUCUUAAUCAGUGUAUAGAUCCCAAAGACUUCCUGGCGGAUCCCUCUUAUUUACAAUGGAUACUGUCUUCUCCGUUAAAAAGAUACGUAAACCUUCUAUGGGAACGGUUACAAUCGGGUCGCCUUUCAUUGCAUCGUGAUACUUUUGAUUCAGCUAAAAAGGUUAUAUUUGGUCGUGGUUUAAUACUGUCUCCAUCUGUAACAUCGCUUUCUGGUACAGAUCAUUCUGAAUCAUCAGUGAGUACGUCUAAUACAAAUCAAUCAAAGACCAGUACAUUUGUUCACGGUGAAGUGUUCUCAUCAUUUACAGAGAUUGUUAAUCCAUUGUCCGGUCUACGAACAAAUCCUCGUAAUAUGUUUGAAGUACAAGGUGAAAUGCCUGUAUGGCCGGAAUCUCGUCCUCAAGGUAUUAUGCUGGCUAACCUUCGUGAGCAUCGUGCAGGUGUAAUAAGUUUGGCAACUCAUAAUUCUGGUAGACUCCUAGCAUCAUGUUCAAGUGGUGAUGGAUCAGUGAAACUAUGGAAUUGUGGAUUUUGGCCUACUGAGUCUGAUGGUUAUUUAGAUCAAUCAUCAGCUGGAAAUCACUCUGGACGCAUUAACAGCAGUGGUACAUCGUCCGAGUUUGUUCAAAAGUCGGCAAAUUCGAAAAACUCAGAGCUUGGUUUAGCCUAUUGCUUACCUACACGAUCAUCCUGGACGGUUAACUGUGUUGGACAAGAUUCAAAUGAUUCAUCGUUUAAAUCAUGUCGGGGUCUUGUUUGGACAGCGAAUGGAACUAGUUUGGCUACAAUACUAGAUGGCAAAUGUCUACAGCAAAUUGAUGUAGCCACUGGUCGAUCCAGCGGGAUCAGUCAGUUAAUUACAGAUAAUUCUGGUCGCGCUGUAUGCCUCAGGUCAUCAACAUGCUGUCACUUUCCUUCACAAUAUAAUCUGUUACAACAGGUCAUGCCAACUGGAGGAGAAGUCAAUUCAAUUGCUUAUGCUACGACUAGCAAUCAAAUUGUUGCUCGUGACAUACGCAUACCAAGUUCUAGUCCUCCUGUAUGGAUAUUAAAGCAAGACAGAGCUCAUGGAUUAAUACUUUCAAUGGCGGUGCAUAGUUUUCACACAUGGUUAGUUACAGGAACUAGUCGUGGUCAUCUUAUUUGUUGGGAUUUAAGAUAUAGACGUCAGAUAGCUUAUACAGAACAUCCAUACCAGGCAGGUGUAGGAAUUUCAAAUCUGCUUAUUGCUGAAACUCCUUCUCCACUUGAAAUGGAGUUAAAGUGUACUGGUCAAAAUCGUACUCAAUUAUCGGAUAAAACCCGUCAAGUAGGACAAACAUUGAUAAUAGCUGCUACUGAUCACCAUAAUGAGUUGACCAUUUGGGAUUUGGAGUCAUCUGCCACAGCAUCAUCUGCAGCCACUUCGUCAUGCAAUUAUGGACUGCCUGGUUCUCUUCCACCAGUUCAGAGUACAGGUUGUUUAGCAUCUACAUGGGCACAACCAGGAAAUGGAACACCUCUUAUUCUUGACAGUUCUCUACCACAGCGAUCAGUUCGAGCUAUUUUAUGUCUUCCCAAUAGGAAUUUAAUGACUACAAAUGAAUAUAAAAAACUCAAUCCUCAAGUUGGACAUUUACCAGCUGUUGUGGCAGGCGGUAACGAUGCACGUUUAAGAUAUUGGAAUUUCAGGAGACCGGAAGAUUCAUGUGUGUUAGUAUGGGCUGGGAAUGAUGAAGAGGCUCUCCCACCGCGAGUUACAUAUCGGUCUAUGGACGUAAAUGAUGUCUAUGUUUUAGUUGAACAAGUCAAUACACCUUCAGGUGGCGAUACAUCAAGUCUUCUGACAAAAACGGUUUACACAGAAUCUUCACCCAAACUACAACGGCCGAGUACCACUGAGUCAUUAACAAGCAAUGCAUUCCCUACAUCUGGGCGUCUAGAGUUACGCGAAUCAACUAAAGGUCAUAAAAACAUUAUAUCUGAUUUAACUAUUCUUCAAGCAGGUCAAGCAUUUUUAGUAUCCUCUUCAAUGGAUGGAGUUAUAAAGAUUUGGCGAUAGUGA